Spizellomyces punctatus DAOM BR117 is the source of this 1707-nucleotide messenger RNA. Its product is annotated as Hsp90 cochaperone SHQ1. The transcript is spliced from 10 exons. The record is from RefSeq and is a predicted model, not a curated record. Gene Ontology annotation, cellular component: nucleoplasm; cytoplasm. The coding region runs from base 39 to 1550 and encodes 503 amino acids. Lineage: Eukaryota; Fungi; Chytridiomycota; Chytridiomycetes; Spizellomycetales; Spizellomycetaceae. Gene Ontology annotation, biological process: box H/ACA snoRNP assembly.
GAGGCCUGCCGUGAGUUGUGCCUGCCCUGAAAGUGACGAUGCUUACACCGGCAUUCACCAUAUCUCAGGAUGAAGAGUUUGUUACUGUCGUAAUAAAAUGUCCCUAUAUAAAGGCACAAGAAGUAGAAUUCUUCAUUAAUGACACAGAGUUCAAGUUUUAUGUGAGACCAUAUUUCCUACGACUCACAUUUCCCGCAUCCAUUAUCGAAGAUGGGCGAGAGAAAGCAUCGUAUAAUGUCGAUCGAGGAGAAAUCACUGUCCUUCUGCCCAAAGCAACACGCGGAGAGGAGUUCCCGGAUCUGGAUUUGAUCACUAAGCUUAUGGCCUCCAAAAGCGGUCCACCUGGCCCAGACUUCAGAUUAUCAUCUGAAGGACGAUCCGUUGAGCAACUUGCACCACCUCGGGAUAGCCAGAAGCCGCUGAUUGAGGUUAUAGGCGAAUCUCCCGUUCUUGAAACUGAUGGGAAUCAAGCCGAUAGUAUGAUAUCUGAUGAAAUUGAGGAAGAGUUCAAUUGGGAUUACCCGCAGGAGGUUCCUCUGCAGCCCGAACUGCAAACAGGAGCGCGGUACGGGUUCAACAAUGCGUAUAGCGGAUACGGAACACAUGUGGAGCAUCUUACCCAGGAAAUCCUGGACAUCACCCAUAUUGAUACAUCUACGCCCUCUACGAGGAAGGAAGCGAGAAUAGCGAGAGAAGAUGCUAAAUUUGACGACGAAUAUUUUAUGGCCGAUUUUGUAAACGAUGAAGAGAUUCAGAGAUUGAUCAAAUUCAGACCAGAUUUCUGGAAAGCCUUGAAACGGAUUCAGAAAGCAAAGUCCUCUGCCGAUCCGGGCAAUUCGGCGACCGCGCCGGUAUCCACACCUGAGGGUGAACAAAAUUUCAGCGAGUCUGCACCAGGACCAUCACCAGCAUCAGCCAUCGAUAGCCCUUGGUUAACGUUUACAGAGGAGGAGCAAGAGCGUAUGCGUCAGCUUCCGAAUAAAGAAUAUCUUCUCGACAAUGGGCGCGCCAUUUACCUCGGUCUAGUCGAUAUCGUGUAUGCGUACUGUUACAAUUAUCGCACCACAGAAGGUGAAAGCACGGUUGAAUCCCCAUGGACCAUCGCUAAAUUAAGUUCGACUCUAUCGUGCUUCGAUACCUUUUCGACCCUCCGCGAAACCCUCAUUGCGAGUAUUCGACGAACCCUGGCAUACCCGCUUCACAGGCAUUUCGCAUUAUCACUCCGUUGCAUUGAGGACACUGCUAUCCUCUUCAAGCUUGGAAAGCGUGCAUUGUUGAAAGUUCUUUUAGAAGUGAACGCACUCAUUGGAAGAGACGAUCGGAUGUACGUAUUGAGUACAUUGUGGUUGACGGAUUAUUGUGUAUGGAUACAGAGGGCAAACGAUAAAAUGCUGCAAUCGUUAGCGAGCGAGCUUAACCACAUCAGCAUAUCGAAACAGGAGACUGGAUGGCCAUUGGAAGAGUUGGAGCAAGUCGCGCAAGAAGUGACGGCAGAGCUGGAUGAAGAGGAACGAGAUUCAGACAGCAUGGAGCGAUCAUACCUCUCUUGACGAUUGAUCUUGUACCGCUAUCAUAAAUUAUACAUGUUACGUUCCAUACUCCCAGCGGGGAGCAUAGAAUGAUGAACGCCACAUAUUUUCUUAGACUUCCAUUUUACUAAUAUAAACUAUACAAAAGACUCAGAUCUAAAAAAUAUACAUAAGGAAC